CCAUCCGUCUGACAUCGCCAGAGCUGAAGGUAGAUAACAACCAUACUUGAACCUGACAUUAAGGUAGCAUCAACAUACCCACAAGUCGAUCGCGAAUCUACCAUCACAAAGAGCCGCAAAGACGCAACUGCGAUGGGACCCUCAAAAACAUCCCCUUCCGAGGCGGCACCAGCCUACGAUGAGCACGGCUUCCACGACGAGCACCCCGUAAACGCAUUCCCCCCUUCAGGAUCAGCCUCAGCCUACGCGACGAUCCCGCAGAACGACGAGCGCGACAUCGAGCUGGCGCACAAUCACACAGCGCCAGAUUCGUCGACCCCUUUCAACCCAUUCAAGCCGCAUCAGCACUGCGAGACGUGCGACAAGUUCACGUCGGCGCGCGAGGUCAGGGCCAACGAGAGGCACUGCUGCCUCUGGGUUGCUAUUGUCUUCAUGACAAUCAGCUUCUCGGUGGCGAUCUUGGGAAUUGUUGCUGUUGAGGCAAAGUUCAAGCAUCACAAGGACUAGGGUUCAGAUCAGAACUACGGCUGUUUCUCUAAGUUGUCUGUCUACUAGUCAUAAUCUUCUAGGGGUGGGGAGUUUCUCCACCUGG
Messenger RNA from Colletotrichum phormii, 592 nucleotides. RefSeq lists its product as uncharacterized. Bases 133 to 507 code for a protein of 124 amino acids. The transcript has a single exon. Lineage: Eukaryota; Fungi; Ascomycota; Sordariomycetes; Glomerellales; Glomerellaceae. The record is from RefSeq and is a predicted model, not a curated record.